AAAGAAGUCUAAAAAUGGCGCAAAUGUGCGAAAUGGAUUAAAGUUCUAGGAAGUUGACAAUGGAAAAGAAAGAAAAGGAAGGUUGCAGUGGCACACAUUUUUCUCCAAGUGGUAACACAUUCAGAAAUCAAUAUAGUGGAACAUUUUCAGUAUACAACAAUGAGAGGAUAGUAGCCCGGAGAAUCCCUAACCAAAAUAUUGUGUAUAGGCUGUACCACAGAGAAACUCACAACUGUCGUCCAGGGUCACAGUUUCAUGUUGCUAGAUUAUUUCAUACUAAUGUGUUUCCAAAUUUCACAGUGGUGAAUGUAGAAAAACCUCCUUGUUUUUUGAGAAAAUUUUCUCCAGAUGGGCGCUACUUUAUUGCUUUUUCCUCAGAUCAAACAUCACUGGAAAUCUAUGAGUUUCAAGGCCCAGCAGCUGCUGAAACUUUGCUUCAGAACAUUAAAGGAGAUUUCACUGGAAGUGGCACAGACAGAGAUUCUCUUAAUAUUCGCAGCAGUUUAUUUGAAAAAUUCUUUCGCCUCAAGAAUGUAGUGAGUGUAGCCUCAAACGGGGAACAUUUAAACCGAGAGUGCAGCUUAUUCACAGAUGAUGGCCAGUAUGUGGUUGUGGGAUCUGCUGCAUACAUCCCUGAGGAGCCACAUCCAUAUUUCUUUGACAUUUACAGAAAUAACGAAUCAGUGUCACCAAACCCCAGGUCACCACUGGAAGAUUACUCCUUGCAUCUUGUAGACAUGGUGUCAGGGAGGUUGAGUGACAGCAGACAUUUUAAAUGUGACAAGAUAUUUCUCUCCCACAAUCAGGGUCUUUACCUAUACAGGGACACCUUAGCAGUUUUGUCUGUGCAGCAACAAACAAUUCAUAUAUUUCAAGUAACAUCCAGUGGCAGUUUUGUAGAUGUGAGAUCUAUAGGAAGGUUCUGUUAUGAAGAUGAUGAACUUGUUCUGUCAGCGGCUUUGACCCCCCAGACUCAUCGCCAUCCUCAGUCAUCUGCUCAACAGCGUAACCAACAAAGACCUUUUAGUGAGGUUACACUGAACUCUUUGAAACAUAGACUUCUGGUGUAUCUCUAUUGCAGGGCAGAACAAGAAGGUACAGCUCUGUCUCUUAGAAAGUUCUACCAGUAUUUUGACCAGUUCAAGAUGCUCAGAAUGUGGAAAAUGCAAUUAUUAGAUGAAAAUCACUUACUCAUUAAAUAUGCCAGUGAGGAGGUUGUGACACUCAGAAUUUCUGAUCCAAAUUCUCAACCUUCUUUCUUUGUUGUGUACAACAUGGUGAGCACAGAGGUGCUGGCAGUAUUUGAGAACACGUCAGAAGAUCUCUUGGAGUUGUUUGAAAACUUUUGUGAUAUGUUUCGCAAUGCUACAUUGCACUGCGAGGCCCAGUUCACAUGCUCUGCCAGUAGUAACAUUCAUGCCAGGCAAAUUCAGCAGAGAUUUAAGCAGACAAUCAUAAAUGCCAAAUUUGGAGGACACACAGAGGCCAUCAAACGCCUCCUUGCUCAACUCCCCAUUAGUGCCCAGUCUUACAGCAGCAGUCCCUACCUGGACCUGGCUCUCUUCAGUUAUGAUGAUAAGUGGGUCUCUGUCAUGGAAAGACCCAAGGGAUGUGGAGACUAUCCUAUAAGAUUCUAUGCCAGAGACUCGGGGUUGUUGAAAUUCAAAAUUUAUGCAGGAGUCCUUGGUCGUAAUCCACCACCAGCAGCAAGAAGGCUUGUAGCAUUCACCUUCCAUCCAUGUCAGCCAUUUGCAAUAAGUGUGCAAAGAACUAAUGCAGAAUACAUUGUCAACUUUCAUGUUAGACAUUCUAGUGAAUAAACAUGCCCUUGUUACCAAAGUGCAAAAUAUGAAACAGAAGAGAAUACUCUUGCACAUACAACUUGCACUUCAAGAAAACUAGGAAAAAUUCAUCAAAGUGUAACUGUAUUGUGGAGUAGAAAUUUUGAUGUACAGUGCCAUAGUUUCUCCUCAUGAAAUUCAGUCAAAUUUAGAACAAUACAAGAUGAUGUUUUUGAUUUUAUUUGACUUUAAAAUAUUUCUUUUUUUCAAUAUCAAUUUCUAAAUCAGAAAAAGAAUGAUAAUACAAACAGUAAAACUUACUACAUAAUGAAUUCAGGUUGCUGCAGCAUCCAAGUUUCAUCAUCCAAUUUUUAUAUUCAUUUCAUAGACACAAGUCAUGCGACUUAUGUAAUUUUAUAAAAUUCUCUUCCAAGGUAUUAUUUGUAGGUUCUAAAAGGGAUCCUUUUGCACACUUAUUCAGUGACAUAACAAAAGCAAAUAAACAUUGAACACUUA
Messenger RNA from Lingula anatina, 2297 nucleotides. Its product is annotated as DET1 homolog. Gene Ontology annotation, molecular function: ubiquitin protein ligase binding; ubiquitin-like ligase-substrate adaptor activity. Gene Ontology annotation, cellular component: cullin-RING ubiquitin ligase complex; nucleus. Gene Ontology annotation, biological process: positive regulation of proteasomal ubiquitin-dependent protein catabolic process; protein ubiquitination. NCBI's taxonomy places the organism in Eukaryota, Metazoa, Brachiopoda, Lingulata, Lingulida, Lingulidae. The record is from RefSeq and is a predicted model, not a curated record.